AUGAAGGAGUUUGAGUCCUGGAAGGAAGCGGAAGAGACAGCAACUUUCACCUACUUUAGAACUGAGAGAGGAGCAACAGCUCGUAAGACCCAGAAGGACAACACUGGGUCUGACAGCAGUGUGUGUGCAGCCGAAAACCCAGCUGAGAAGCAGUUUGUCUACUAUGUCUGCUGCCGAAGCUACAAACCGACUGUGAGGGACAGUACAACAUCAGAACAAAGAAGAGAUACAAAAAGCAAGCGAAUGGAACGUCCCUGUCUUGCAAGGAUGAAUGUAAGCAUUGAAACUGAAGGGACUGUGAAGGUGUGGUACGUUAGUGGCCAUACUGGUCACAAUCCAAGUCUAAAAGAGAACCAUUUUCUCCCUCUCCCGGCCUCGUGUAAGGACAAAAUGAUUCAGAAAUUGACAAUGGGAGUGACAAUUGAGCGAGUUCUUGAAGGUAAGACAAACAAUGUGUUUGUUGCUCUCUUUGAUGCAUCCUUGAAAUGA
Molecule: messenger RNA, 489 nt
Organism: Corticium candelabrum
Lineage: Eukaryota; Metazoa; Porifera; Homoscleromorpha; Homosclerophorida; Plakinidae
Exons: 2
Coding region: 1-489 (162 amino acids)
Source: RefSeq, a predicted model, not a curated record